Leishmania mexicana MHOM/GT/2001/U1103 is the source of this 456-nucleotide messenger RNA. Its product is annotated as putative RNA polymerase III C11 subunit. The transcript has a single exon. The record is from RefSeq and is a predicted model, not a curated record. Gene Ontology annotation, cellular component: RNA polymerase III complex. Gene Ontology annotation, molecular function: zinc ion binding; nucleic acid binding; DNA-directed RNA polymerase activity. The coding region runs from base 1 to 456 and encodes 151 amino acids. Gene Ontology annotation, biological process: termination of RNA polymerase III transcription; DNA-templated transcription. Lineage: Eukaryota; Euglenozoa; Kinetoplastea; Trypanosomatida; Trypanosomatidae.
AUGUUCUUCUGUCCGUUUUGUUCAACGCUACUGCUCGUGAUGCCGCAUGUGGAGGGCAACGCACUCGUGUGCGCCACGUGCCGCUAUGUCCACUCCGUCGCCAGCGCGAGCCCGAAAAUCCCGAGAAACGAGUUUGGUGAGCCUAUCCUCACCAUCCAGCACUCCUUUGUGGCACACAACCGUCAAAUAAUGGACGCUGAGGAAGAUCCGGCGAUGGAGGCGGCGGCUUUGUCCAGCGCCGCGGUGUGCCACACAACCGCUGCGUCCGCUCCAGUAGUCAAGGCGGAGACCUCCGCGGAGGGAGGCCAGAUCACGACGAUUCCGUGCCAGAACGAAGACAACCCGUGCCGGAGCACCAAGGCCUACUUUAUUCAGAUCCAAAUGCGUUCUGCUGACGAGCCGGCAACCGUGUUCUUCAAGUGCGUCGAGUGCGGCCAUCAGUGGCGACAGGACUAA